Messenger RNA from Scaptodrosophila lebanonensis, 795 nucleotides. RefSeq names its product putative hydroxypyruvate isomerase. The transcript has a single exon. The coding region runs from base 1 to 795 and encodes 264 amino acids. The record is from RefSeq and is a predicted model, not a curated record. NCBI's taxonomy places the organism in Eukaryota, Metazoa, Arthropoda, Insecta, Diptera, Drosophilidae. Gene Ontology annotation, biological process: glyoxylate metabolic process. Gene Ontology annotation, molecular function: hydroxypyruvate isomerase activity.
AUGACCCUAAGAUUUGCAGCAAAUUUAAAUUUUCUAUUCACCGAAGCAUCUGCAUCAAUAGCAGAAAAGAUUUGUAAGGCCCACAAACAUGGAUUUAAAUCAGUUGAGAUUCCAUAUCCUAAGAACGAAACUGAGGAAGUGGUGCAAGCAACGAACGACACCGGCAUUUGUGUCUCUCUAAUAAAUAUUUCUUUAAAUACAACAUGCGAUGAGUUUAAGUUCGGAACCACUAGCAUACCUGGAGCAGAAAAAUUAUUCGAAGAGCAAUUAGACGAAACAAUUCAAAUUGCAAAACUUGUCCAUUGUAAGAAAAUACACUUGAUGGCAGGCAUUAUAGGGAAUGGACCGAGCAAAGAACACUUUAAAGUCUUUACUUCAAAUCUUAAAAUUGCAGCAGAUAGCUUAAAACAGCAUAAUAUGGUGGGACUUAUUGAACCCAUCAAUAAAUAUGCCAUACCGAAUUAUUUUUUAGAUUCGUACGAAAAAGCCGCUGUAGCUAUUCAAGAAGUUUGCAGUGAUAACAUAAAACUAAUGAUGGAUUUCUAUCAUCUUCAGCAUAUAAGGGGGAAUGUAACCAACGCCUUAGAGGAAUAUAAACCUAAUAUUGGACAUUUUCAAAUAGCACAAGUGCCAAGCCGCAACGAGCCUGAUACACGCGGAGAACUUAAUUUUGGGUAUAUAUUUGAAAUGCUUUCAGAGUUCGACUAUGACGAUUGGAUUGGGUGUGAAUAUAAACCAAAGUCCACAACCACAGAAGGUCUUAAAUGGAUUUCCAAAUAUGGACUUAAGCUUUAA